AUGCAAAAAAAUCAUCAAUCUAAACCAAAACUUCGAACAUGGGCAUCUGUAAUCAGUGGAUCAUUAGCAGCUACUGGUGCUGUCUUUAUUACAAAUAUGCCUGAAACAAUUAAAACUCGAAUGCAACUUGAUGGUGAAGCAUCGAUACGAAAUGGUUCAAGUAAAAAAAAACAAUAUGUUAAUAUAUUCGAUGCUUAUAAAAAAAUUAUACGACAAGAAGGUUUUAAAGCACUUCAUGCAGGUCUUGGUCCAGCUAUUGGAAUACAAGUUAUUAUGAAUGGAUUACGUUUAGGACUUUUUGAACCUAUACAAAUUAUCAUAAGAGAUGUAACUAAAUGUAAACAAGAUAGUAUUUUAAAUAAAGUUGUUUCUGGUGCGACAUCCGGUGUAAUAGGUGUAACAGUUAGUUCACCACUUUAUCUUGCUAAAAAUCGUCUUCAAGCUCAAUCGAAUUAUUUUCAUGCUGCUGAAGAACAUCAUUAUAAAAAUACAUUGGAUUGUUUAAAAAAAAUUUUUCGUCAUAAAGCUACACAAUUAACAACAUAUGAUAAAUUAAAAGAAUUUUCUAUAAAAAAAUUAAAUUUACAAGAUGGUUUUCCAGCUCAUCUUUUUGCAAGUUUUAUAUCAUCAUUAUUUACAGUUACUAUGAUGAAUCCAUUUGAUAUUGUUUUAAAAAAAACUGUACAUGCUGAAGGAUGGAAAGCAUUACAAAAUGGAUGGUUAGCUCUUUAUUUAAGAUUAGGUCCACAUACAAUAUUAACAUUUAUUUUUCUUGAAAAAAUACGUGCAUGGUUUUUAACAUUCGAUACGUUAAGUAUAAAACCUCAACCUAUUCCAAUAGAUGUUAUGGUUAAUAGUGAUGCAAGUUAA
Rotaria sordida is the source of this 870-nucleotide messenger RNA. NCBI's taxonomy places the organism in Eukaryota, Metazoa, Rotifera, Eurotatoria, Philodinida, Philodinidae. The record is from the annotation of a GenBank genome assembly.